Adineta steineri is the source of this 1212-nucleotide messenger RNA. The record is from the annotation of a GenBank genome assembly. Lineage: Eukaryota; Metazoa; Rotifera; Eurotatoria; Adinetida; Adinetidae.
AUGGCUACUACUUCGAUGACAAUGAAUAUGAGUACAUUCUAUGAUGAUUUAAUGUAUCUUUGUUCUAUGGAUGAUACGUUCUACUACAAAGAUGUUCGUUUGAAUUCAAUUCCAUAUCGUAUAUUUAAUUAUCGACUCUGUACAUAUGCAGCAUUUCAAUCUCGUACUGCAGCAUUGAAUUGUCGUGGAACAAUGUUUAAUAUUAUGAAUCCGAAAAAAGUGCAACUCGUUUCUUUAGCACCAGAGAAAUUUUUUAAUUAUACCGAAGGUUUUGGUCGACAACAAUUUCAUGAACGUGGACGAUUUGGAGAUAAAAUGGAAAAAAUGGAUGGAACAUUGAUAUCAACAUUUUUACAUAGGCCAGCGUCGAAUGAACAAGUACUUCGAUUUAAAUCAAAACAAUCACUUACAUCGAAACAAGUUACUGAAUCUAUGCAAUUGCUUGUUGGUAACUUUAAAUCCGAACUUGAACAACUGGUUCAUCUCAAUUAUACUGUAAAUAUGGAAUAUACAUCGCCCUCUAAUCAUGUUGUUGUUUCCUAUCCAGAAGCUCGACUCACUAUUCUAUCGAUUCGAUCGCAUGUCGAUGGUCAAACUUUAUUUGGUAGUCGAUUAAAAACAUUUCUUCUUGAAAAUAAUUUCUCAGCAAUCCUUGCUCAUCUUGUUCCAUUUGAAUCUGUUUCGUCUGAUGUAACACAUGAACAAUUACUACAAAGUAUUUAUCAGGAACCAUAUGGUGAAGGUUAUGUUAUUGAGAUAAUUCAACCUGAUCAAUCAUCGUAUCUUGUUAAAAUUAAAACAAAAAAAUAUCUUAUGCUUCAUCGAGAUGGUGAAACUGCAAAUUCUCCAAGAUCAUUAUUUGAAGCUGUUAUAAAUGAACAUUCGGAUGAUUUGAGAGGAUUAUUUCAAAAUGAUACAGAAAUGUUAAAGAGGAUUGACGAAAUGGAACAAUAUGUAAGACCGAAAUACAAUGGAAUGAUCGAAUCGAUUGAACAAUUUUACCGAAAAAACAAACAUUUGCCUAAAAAGGAUUAUGUGCGAUCGAUUAAAAUGAUAGAAAAUAUGCAAAUUUAUUUACCACUAUUGAUAAAACUAUAUGCAGGUGAACAAAAUGAUUAUAAAGGAUUUGCAAUGAAAAAUGCUAGUGAACUAUUCAAAAUCGUUGGCGAUGGUAGUACAUUAACAAUGAUCAAUCAACAUACGUCGGAUUAG